AGCUACUACAUCCGGGCGAUCUGCUCGGUUUUACCAGCCCUGCGAAGAUGGCGACUUCAGGGAGGAGUGCAUUAUUAUCCUCCACCUCAGCUGGACCUAAGAACACACUGGAGAACUCCAACCCAGAGGAGGAUGACGGCCAGAACUUAUGGUCGACCAUCCUGAGUGAAGUGUCCACCCAUUCAAGAUCAAAGCUACCGUCUGGGAAAAAUGUCCUGGUCAUGGGUGAGGUGGGCUCGGGGAAGACCACCUUGGUUGCUAAGCUACAGGGUGUUGAAGAAUACAUGAAAGGGCGUGGCCUGGAAUACCUCUACUUCAAUGUCCAUGACGACGACAUUGAUGACCACACCAGGUGUAAUGCCUGGGUGUUAGACGGAGACCUCUACCACAAAGGUCUGCAGGGAGUAGCUGUACCAGUGGAUACAAUUGGAGACACGUUGCUGCUGAUAACAGUUGACAUGUCACGGCCAUGGAAUGCCUUGGACUCUCUGCAGAAGUGGGCCGCUGUCGCUAGGGAACACAUCGACAAACUCCGGGUCGCCCCGGAAACACUGCGUGAGCUAGAACACAGAAUUGUAAAGCAGUUCCAGGAGUACACAGAGCCAGGCAGUGGGGAGGAUGGCACCCCACAGAGGAGGAGCGAAGACGAGGAGAGUGUCCUUCUACCAUUAGGAGACAACACACUCACACACAACUUAGGCAUACCAGUUGUGGUCGUCUGCACUAAGUGUGAUGCCAUCAGCACAUUGGAGAAGGAACAUGACUACAGAGAUGAACACCUGGACUUCAUCCAGUCUCACAUCAGACGCUUCUGUCUGCAGUAUGGAGCGUCUCUGGUUUACACGUCGGUGAAGGAGAUGAAGAACUUGGACGUUCUGUAUAAAUACUUGGUUCACAGACUCUACGGCUUUCCCUUCCACUGCCCUGCGCAAGUGGUGGAAAGAGAUGCUGUCUUCAUUCCGUCAGGUUGGGACAAUGAGAAGAAGAUUGCAAUACUCCAUGAGAACUUCCAGACUGUAAAAUCAGACGACAGCUUUGAAGACGUAAUAGUCAAACCGCCAGUCAGAAAGAUUGUUCAUGAAAAGGAGAUUCAGGCUGAAGAUGACCAAGUGUUUCUGGUUAAACUGCAGUCGCUGCUAGCCAAACAGCCUGCUGUGACAGCAGGGCGACCAGUGGACACCACCAGCAGAGCACCCACCGGCUCCCCCAGGACGAGUAAUCGCUCAGCAGCUGCCAACGUAGCGAACGCCAUGCCACAGUCAGGUCAGACCAGUGAGGGCGUGUUGGCCAACUUCUUUAACAGUCUACUCACAAAGAAGGCGGGAACAGGGGGACCCGGGACGCCAGGCGGCGGUAACAACACUCCAGGAACCGUACGCAAGUCAGACAUCUCGAACAUUACACCUGGUUCUAAAUUGGGCCUGAGCGAUGUACAGGCGGAGCUGGACCGCAUUUCCAGUCGUGAGACUGACUCAGAUUUGCCCAAUGCCAACGAGACCCCUGCCACUGACGGCCAGGACACAUGAAGACGAACACACACUUCAUCCUGCUCUCCUUCUCUCUCACCCCCUCCCCCUCAGUCACCCUUCACCUCCCUCACCUUUUUCUCCUUCCGUUGCCAUCUUCUGCUUCAUUAUUAUAAAGAUGUGAGGAGAGAGAUAGAAGUAGGAGAAAAGGGCAGAGUGGACACCGUUCCCCACUCCCUCCUAUCAUCUUUUACUUUCCUAAAAGAAAAGAACUCGACCCGUUUUCCCCCUAAACCCCCUCAGAAACCUCCCUCUUUUCUCUUCCUGGCUGUUAUGCUGAGGGUGAUUAUGUGUCACUGUUACAUACAAGACUGUCUGUUACAUGAGCGCAAAUGGAUAAAGGGACCAUUGGGGAUGUGGAGGUUGGGAUGAAAAGAACCCAAGGAAGGAAAGUGAGAGGUGGAUUGAAAAAGAUAAUUGCAAGAGUGAAAGUGAGGCUCCAUCCAUUUAUUGUGAUGGUAUGAUGAUUCCUGUUUUAUAUUGUAGGAAAUGCUGAAGGGCGCAUGUUGAAGAAACUGCACUUAGGUACUGUAGGGAUGAUUGUGUGAGUGUUUGUUGAUCAUGCUUGGCCAGUGAUUUCUGAUGGAGGAAGAGAUUAAGAAAAAAAAAAAAGAAAAACUGAAACAAAAUUGCAAACAGCUUGUUUUUUAAGAUGAAGGGACAAACAAAACCAGUAUUUGUGUGUGUGUCUGUGUGAUUGUGUGUGUGAGUGUGUGUGUGAACAAAAGGGAGUGUGAGGCACAUGUAGAUAAAAUUAAGGAAGUUACUUCAACCUAGAACUGUACGUUGAGAGACUUUUGGCUGGUUGCGUUUUCAACCAAAUGGCAAAAACAUUACUAUGCUCUUACACUACAAGCUCUUAAAACAGUGCAAACACUAUUAUUACAGCAGCCUGUCUGCUAGACUACGUAACAAACACAAUACUACAAAAAAAAAUAAAUAAAUUUCAAGUCGAAGCACUAGUCCUGUGGAGAAAGCACCUGAGAUCUGUCAUGGCACCCUGUUACAAUUGGCCAAACUCCCCAUCAUGUUACAUAGCACUCAGAGCCCUAGACUGCAGGCAGUGCACUGAAAAAUGAAGAAGGGUGGGUAGCUGAGCUUUACUUGUACAGAAAGACACACUAGUGAUUCAGUUCCAUAGUUACUGCAGCGGGCAGGGUGACGGGCGGGAGGGGGUCAGAAUACGGGAGCGUCACAUCAAGAAUGUACAGUCAUUGUCUCGCUGAUUGGUCCUGUUAUUUCAGAGCUCUGUGUUGGCGUUUGUAUAAUCAGAUCUGUUAAUCAGUCAAAUAAAAGGUGUAUUUAUUCGGAUUCA
Sphaeramia orbicularis (orbiculate cardinalfish) is the source of this 2841-nucleotide messenger RNA. RefSeq names its product dynein, cytoplasmic 1, light intermediate chain 1 (gene dync1li1). Gene Ontology annotation, molecular function: dynein heavy chain binding. Gene Ontology annotation, cellular component: centrosome; cytoplasmic dynein complex. The coding region runs from base 48 to 1526 and encodes 492 amino acids. The transcript is spliced from 14 exons. Gene Ontology annotation, biological process: microtubule-based movement; microtubule cytoskeleton organization. The record is from RefSeq and is a predicted model, not a curated record. NCBI's taxonomy places the organism in Eukaryota, Metazoa, Chordata, Actinopteri, Kurtiformes, Apogonidae.